This is a messenger RNA of Varroa destructor (honeybee mite), 2455 nucleotides long. RefSeq lists its product as uncharacterized. The record is from RefSeq and is a predicted model, not a curated record. NCBI's taxonomy places the organism in Eukaryota, Metazoa, Arthropoda, Arachnida, Mesostigmata, Varroidae.
AAUACGCGCAAAAAAAGCAUCAAUUUUCGACUGCUGGGCUUAAUCGUAUCUAGUAAUAACUCGGGUUUAUCACUUUUCAAUCAACGUUUAGUGUAUUCUACACUUAGCAGGUCUGCUGUUCCUUCAUCAUACUAGCCGCAGUCCGCGAAUCCCAUCGUCAUUAUCGUCGAUAGCAGCAGUCUUCGGAUGCUCGGCCUGAAAUGGUGAAUGUGCAUAAAGUUUGGUGUGACGUAUUCGGGACAGACCUAUCGAUGUAGCAGGGUUGUUACCUAGUAGAGCAGGCGAAGCCUUGAAAAACCUUGCCAGCUCGCUACUAUGGAAGGAGUAUUGGUUCAGUGGCCGCUGGCAAACACAUCGUGAUGCGCGCCAGCAUCCAAACAUACGGACACUUUCCGACAUGUUCAUAGACAAAACACGAUCUAUAGAAGUUAACUUACGAGAAUCAGACGGAGGAGGCUACACGUGUAAACAAUUUUCAAGCCCUAGUAGAUAAACAGCCUCUCAUAGCGACUGAGUGGACAACUAACUACUGAAGCGUUGCCAGCACUCGACUCGGAACGACGAGGUAAACACCGGAGGAGAUGUUGGCCAAACAAUUCUUGGAGGAACAGAUCUCAUUGACGACACGGCUUAUCGCUUGGGACAGGACGAUAGUUACGCAUCGCGCAACAGUUUCUUUACCAUUAAUAUUCUCCGAGUACUAAGUGUGAUAAAAAAAAAAUAAGUACUUAAGUGUGAUAAAAGUCUGCGCUGUUACGAUCAGUGACACUAAAUGAAAAAACAAACAGGAAGGAUAUCUGCUCGAAAAAAAAGGUUCAGGUGGAAAGUUGUAUCACACUGCUGGGUACUAUGUGCGUGGAUUGUGCUGGCUUCAGCGUUAACCGCAAACCACGAGUCAGGACGUUUAUGAAUAUUCUAAAUGACGCGACAUUAAUCAACGGAAGUUCAUACGGUACCUCACCGGUAAUGACAGCGGGCGCUGCAGGAGUGGGGAUAGAUGAUCCUCAUCACAUCUUUACGUGCUUCAAUUGUUGGCAGGUCAAGGAUAGCCUAUGGAUUGUGUCACAUGCAGUCGAUACGAGCGCUGUUGACGAGUGUCUUUGCUGCGCUCAGUGUCUGUGUGGGAAUCUUAUCGAUCCCUCAUUUGCCAGAGACCGGAGAAUAACUUUGAGGUGUGGAGGUGAUGGCUGUCAGCUGCAAUUGGAUGCCUGGACCAAAGGAUCUAAGUUAGUCACCUCGUUGGUAAAGGAUCACACAGUGAACUGCCCAUUCAGACCCGUAUUUUGUCCAAAAGGCUGUAAGGCAGUACUGCGCAGGCAGGAUCAGUCACUGCACGAAGAGUCUUGCCCGUUGUCGACACGUAGUUUUGAGAGGGAAUCACAAAAGAUGCAGGACGUGGAGAAAAGGCUGGUUAUUCCAGCCUCGCAGAUGCGCUACCGUCAGUUGGCGAAUGUGCCUACAACUGCAGUACGAAAGGAAGCUAGGAGCGUUUUCCAGCAAGGUCACCAUGAAAGUCUACGACAGGAUGCCGUGAUCGUCUGUCAGCGUUCAACAGCAGCUCCGGUGUGUGAUCAAACUCAAAACGAAGAAAAUGGCUCGUCGCCUCCAGCGGGAUCCCGGCCAGGCGUCACUUCCAGGCGAGGAGAGGUCCCUACAGCAUUGCGCAGAUCGUCAGUGGAAAGUCCUGCUUCGAGUUUAGCCGAGACAUCUUUUAAACAACUCACAAACGGUCUUAACAACGGCUCUCCGCCCCGGGCGUACAAUAUGUCUGACGAGACACUAGAACAACUUGAAAAAGCUCGGCUUGCACUGGAACGCGAAUGCAUCAAAGUUCCUGAUGGUGUAUCGUGCUUGCCAGAUGUUAUUGCUCAAAGAAUUAACAAUGAGGAUGCUGAACUUCGCGAUCGUGUCGAGAAGCUCGAGGAGCUCAUAGUCACCACUCGUGCCCAGUUGGAAAAAGCUUUCGCCGAGAACCGCAAUCUUCGAGCCCUGUUGGCAUCAGAGCAUAAGCUUCACGAGCUUCACGUUACAAAACUUCGCGAUGAAGUUGAGAUUCUUCGCUCGAUAGUGUACCGCUCCUUCCGGCAAAAUACUAAUAGUUCUAGCAGUGACGAUAGUAGCCACGGGACAAAAAUGUGUUCGCCGAAGAGCACUCGGCAAGGCUCCAUUGUCAAUAAGUGAAGAAAACAUUGGACUUGAGGCUUUUGAAUAUGUUAAAUCAAUUUCUUGAAGCACAAGUCUACCCGCCAGUGAUUAAAUCGCUGAUCGAAAAAUACUAACUGAUUUUGAUAACUGACAGAACAGAGGUAUCCUGUCGAAUAUCGUUAUAGUAUAUGCUUGUACAUAUAGUGCUAGUGUUAGACAUAAUUCAAUGUAAGAUAUAUAUAUAUAUAUAUAAGAGGAUAUCGUAGGUCGCCUCAUGAUAAUAAAGACACUGUUGUGUUACCAGUUUCAA